Molecule: messenger RNA, 429 nt
Organism: Heterostelium album PN500
Lineage: Eukaryota; Evosea; Eumycetozoa; Acytosteliales; Acytosteliaceae
Exons: 3
Coding region: 1-429 (142 amino acids)
Source: RefSeq, a predicted model, not a curated record
AUGAUUAGAUCUCUUUUGGAAAAUGGAAAACAAGAAUAUCCAUAUACUCUUGAUAUCAUUGGAGGCAAUGACAUAGAGAUCUACAAACUACUUUAUUUGCAUCGAAUAAGCGAGUUUAAAGCUGAAAUCUUAGAUGUUAUUUUAAGGGAUGUUAGUUUGCAUUUCAUAGAGUUCAUGUAUGAGAAUAGAUCUGACAAAUCAGUAGAUCCUUUUCAAUUCUAUCGAGGAGAUCUAUUCUCUUUUCUAAUUGAACAAGACUCUUUCAAUAAGUUACAAUUCUUCAUAAAAGUACGAGAGUCAGAAUGUCUUCGAAACAGAGCAAUCUCUUCACUCCAACAAUAUAGAAGAUGUAGAAUCUAUAUCCAAGAGUUAUCAAAAGAUUUCACAUUAGAUACCAUUGCUUUAAUGCUUAUAUUAAUACCACAAUAA